This is a messenger RNA of Syngnathus acus (greater pipefish), 1588 nucleotides long. It is a transcript of the gene ldlrad3, whose product is annotated as low density lipoprotein receptor class A domain containing 3. Gene Ontology annotation, biological process: receptor-mediated endocytosis. Gene Ontology annotation, cellular component: plasma membrane. The record is from RefSeq and is a predicted model, not a curated record. The transcript has 6 exons. Gene Ontology annotation, molecular function: protein binding. The coding region runs from base 274 to 1293 and encodes 339 amino acids. NCBI's taxonomy places the organism in Eukaryota, Metazoa, Chordata, Actinopteri, Syngnathiformes, Syngnathidae.
UCAACAACACAGAAGCGACCUCAGCCUGCCAGCCUCUACCCCGAUCCCCCGUCCACGUUCAGCCUGCCCCCACCUCGCCCCCGACCGAACGCCAUUACUUCAAGUCAACGCGAACAUGUCCACGAAAUGCCCAAAAUGUUCUCUUUAACUCGGACGGCGGUGAAGUAGUUCCACUUUUAAAGUCUGACAGGCAGGAGUUAGCGUCGCCGGGGAAGUUUUUCCACCCCGGUUUUUGUUCAGAAAGCUCAGCUCUGAGGGGAAAGGAGCGAGCGUAUGAUGUGGAUCUGGUACAUUCUACUCGGCUCGAGGACAGUUGAGAGCCAGCUGCUUCCAGGGAAUAACUUCACCACAGAGUGCAACAUCCCUGGAAAUUUCAUGUGUGGCGAUGGGAAGUGUGUCCCAGGAGGGUGGCAAUGUGAUGGAUUGCCCGAUUGCUUCGACAGGAGUGACGAGAGAGGCUGCCCUAAAGUCAAGUCAAAGUGUGCACCUACAUUCUUUGCCUGUGCCAAUGGGGUCCACUGCAUCAUUGGACGUUUCCAGUGUAAUGGUUUUAGUGACUGCCCUGAUGGGAGUGACGAAGAAAACUGCACAGGUAACCCCUUGGUGUGUUCUGAGGCCCGCUUCAAAUGUCGAAACGGCCGCUGUGUAGACCGGAGUUUUUUGUGUAACGGUCAGGACAACUGUCAGGAUAACAGUGACGAGGAGCUCUGCCUGAGUACAGAAGAAGCUCCCGGCCAGGACUUUGUGACGUUGGACUAUCGUCUGCGGUACUACCCCAGCAUCACUUACGCUGUCAUCGGGAGUGCCAUCAUCUUCGUUUUGGUUGUAGCGUUGUUGGCCUUGGUGCUUCAUCACCAAAGAAAGAGGAGUGUUCUGCUUCCCACUGGGGUAAGAGGAGGCCCUCACCACCACCAACCGUUGCUGCUGUCCCGCUUGGUCAUCUUGGAUCACGGCCACAUGCAUCCUGGUGGUCCAGGGCUCUCUCCUCCUGGCUCCCCAUCUUUAGCCAACCAGCAUAGCUCAUCUACUCAGAUGCUGCAAAUCCUGUCUGAUACUCUUUGUCCUACUGCACAGCCAGUGGAGACGCCUCCAUCAUACUCUCAGGCCGUCAUGGAUGUCAGUCGGCCUCCCUGGUUUGAUCUCCCACCUCCUCCUUACCUGUUAGAUGGGGAAGAAGCUUCUGAGGGAACCCUGGCCCACAAUGAGAGCCCUUCUGCGUCGCCCACCCUCAGAACUAUGUCCUCAAACAGUCAGUCCAGUUCAAAUUUUAGACAGAUAGCGGAUCAGCUUUAGCCAAUCUCUUACUGGCUCACUGCUAGCUAUUGCAGGACUGCACAGCCGCACAUUCCACAGCGCAGACCUGAUGACAACGCACCUACUAAAGACUGAACAACUCCUUUGAGAAGUCACUUCAUCCUGAAACUCAGUUUUGUGUGUUGGCUUCCCCUGGUGGACGUUUUUGCAGAGCUGCAUGCAGUAUCCUUCAUUUUAAAACAGUGGUUCUUAACCUGGGUUCGAUCAAACCCUAGGGGCUCGGUGAGUCAGUCUCAGGGGUUCGGCAGAGCCUCCUCUGUAGAGAGGACCGAAC